AUGGUGCAUCAAUCGCUAUUGUCUGGACGUGGAAAGGGAGGCAAUGGGCUGGGAAAGGGAGGAGUGAAGCAGUCCUGGAAGGUGCUUCACGAUAACAUCCAGGGCAUAACAAAGUUGGCAAUCUUCGUCGAGAAUGUGAUUCGUGAUGGUGUGACCUACACUGAGCACGCUGGUCGCAAGACCAUGAUGGCCAUGGAUGUGGUGUAUGCAUUGACGAGGCAAGGUAUGACUGCACGGAUUUGUUGGUUAGGGUUUCUGUCUCAAAAAAGUCUUGCUAUCAAGAAGAUGAAAAUUGGGGUUUUACUUAAACCCCAUAUUGCAUUUUUUUUUUCAUUCAAAGUGUUUGGAGGUUUUGAGGCAAUUCUUUGA
Molecule: messenger RNA, 369 nt
Organism: Ilex paraguariensis (yerba mate)
Lineage: Eukaryota; Viridiplantae; Streptophyta; Magnoliopsida; Aquifoliales; Aquifoliaceae
Source: the annotation of a GenBank genome assembly